This is a messenger RNA of Habropoda laboriosa, 733 nucleotides long. RefSeq names its product proteasome subunit beta type-3 (gene Prosbeta3). The record is from RefSeq and is a predicted model, not a curated record. Gene Ontology annotation, biological process: proteasome-mediated ubiquitin-dependent protein catabolic process. The transcript is spliced from 3 exons. Gene Ontology annotation, cellular component: proteasome core complex; proteasome core complex, beta-subunit complex. Lineage: Eukaryota; Metazoa; Arthropoda; Insecta; Hymenoptera; Apidae. The coding region runs from base 74 to 691 and encodes 205 amino acids.
ACUUACACUGUAAGGUGCAUUUUAAACUGCGGUAGCAUUUAAUCAGUGGGAAACUUCAUAAAAUUCCUGAAAAAUGAGUAUUUUAGCUUAUAAUGGUGGAGCUAUCAUAGCAAUGAAAGGCAAGAAUUGUGUGGCAAUAGCUGCUGAUCGCAGAUUUGGUAUACAAGCACAGACUAUAACACGUAAUUUUCAAAAAAUUUUUGAAAUGGGUCCACAUUUAUAUCUAAGCUUACCUGGUCUUGCCACUGAUACUCAAACAGUAAUGGAAAAACUAAGAUUUCGAUUAAAUUUGUAUGAACUAAAGGAAAAUAGAAAGAUACAUCCUAAAACAUUUGCAUCAAUGGUAUCAAACUUAUUAUAUGAGAGAAGAUUUGGGCCUUAUUUUGUAGAGCCUAUCAUUGCUGGGUUGAUUCCUGGUACAUACGAACCGUACAUUUGUAACAUGGAUUUAAUAGGAUGCAUAAGUACACAAAAUGAUUUUGUUGUUGGUGGGACAUGCAGUGAACAGCUUUAUGGAAUGUGUGAAUCACUGUAUGAACCAGAUUUAGAGGCAGAUGAUCUUUUUGAAACAAUCAGUCAGGCUUUAGUAAAUGCAUGUGAUAGAGAUGCAAUAUCAGGUUGGGGUGCUCUUGUUUACAUAAUAGAAAAAGACAAAGUUACAACCAAAUCUAUCAAAACGCGAAUGGAUUAAAAUAUCUCGAAAAUACACAUUUAAAUUGUGUAUAAAUAUGAA